Messenger RNA from Poecilia latipinna (sailfin molly), 718 nucleotides. Its product is annotated as glutamate receptor ionotropic, delta-2-like. The transcript has 3 exons. The record is from RefSeq and is a predicted model, not a curated record. The coding region runs from base 146 to 703 and encodes 185 amino acids. Lineage: Eukaryota; Metazoa; Chordata; Actinopteri; Cyprinodontiformes; Poeciliidae.
GCCAGUAAACCCAACAAGAAGAAGACCUGCUGCUGCUAUGCAGGGCGGCGCGCUGGUGUGUGUGUUAGCAUUAUGGCAGCAAACCAGCAAAAAGAAAAUAACUUUGCACAGUUUUUCUCCCCUAACUGACCGAGUGAGUUGAGUAAUGCUGUUGGAUCCAGCUUGCGAGCUGAUGAACCGUGGUAUCCUGGCUCUGGUCAGCUCUAUUGGCUGCAUGUCAGCAGGUAGCCUUCAAACACUGGCCGAUGCCAUGCAUAUACCCCAUCUCUAUAUCCAGCGCUCUCCAGUGGGAACGCCGCGCUCGACAUGUCCGCCCACCAGUCGUAUUCCUGGAGCUGACGACUACACCCUUAUGGUUCGCCCACCUGUGUUCCUCAACGAAGUUAUCAUGCAGGUGGUGUCUGAAUACAGCUGGCAGAAGUUCGUCCUCUUCUACGAUUCCGAUUUUGACAUCCGUGGUAUUGAGGAUUUUCUGGACCGUACCUCUCAGCAAGGAAUGGACGUGUCCCUUCAAAAGGUGGAAUCUAAUGUCAACAUGAUGAUCACAGGUCUUUUCAGAACGAUGCGUGUAGAGGAGCUGCAUCGAUACAGAGAUACGCUACGGAGAGCAGUGCUAUUCAUGAGCCCAGCUACUGCCAAGGCCUUCAUCACUGAGGUAAGGAAGGACGGUUCUUUUGCCUGUUCUGCAUUUAUGUUUCACUAAAUGAGUGGACCAUCA